AUGCUGACGAAGCUCCAGUUCUCCUUGUCGGUCACCCUGCUGUUUGCCUGUGGCUUCCUCUACCAGUUCACCCUGAAACCCAGCUGCCUCAUCUGCUACUUACCUUCCUACAAGUCCCAGCAGGGGCUGGAAGCCCUCCUAGGCCGUGGGCGCAGCAUCGUGUUCCUAGAGACCUCGGAGAGAAUGGAGCCAACCCCACUGGUCUCCUGUGCUGUGGAGUCAGCUGCAAAGGUUUACCCCGAGCAGCCUGUGCUGUUACUUAUGAAAGGGCUCAAUAAUUCCAUGCAGCUCCCCCCGAACUCCACUUCCCCAGCCCUUUCCCUCCUCUCAGCAAUUGACAAUGUUUUCCUCUUCCCUUUGGAUAUGAAAAGCCUGUUUGAAGACACACCGUUGUUUUCGUGGUACACUCAAAUCAACAGCAGUACCGAGAGAUUCUGGCUCCAUAUCAGCUCAGAUGCGUCCCGCUUGGCCUUCAUCUGGAAGUACGGCGGUGUCUACAUGGACACAGAUGUCAUCUCCAUCAGACCCAUUCCUGAGGACAACUUUCUGGCUGCACAGAAAUCUCAGUUCUCCAGUAAUGGGGUGUUUGGAUUUCUCCCCCACCACCCCUUCCUGUGGGAGUGUAUGGAAAACUUUGUGGAAAAUUACAAUCCAAAUAUUUGGGGCCACCAGGGUCCUGAAUUGAUGACGAGGCUUUUGAGAGUAUGGUGCAAACUCAGAGAUUUCCAGGAGGUGAGUGACCUCAAGUGUUUAAACUUCUCCUUCCUACACCCCCAAAGAUUUUACCCCAUCUCUUUUCGAGCCUGGCGGCGCUAUUAUGAAGUCUGGGAUACAGAACCGAGCUUCAACAAUUCCUAUGCCCUCCAUCUGUGGAACCACAUGAACCGGGAAGGGAAGGCUGUGGUCAGAGGAAGCAAUACACUGGUGGAAAAUCUCUACCGUAAGCACUGUCCCAAGACUUACAGGGACCUGCUUCAAGGUCCAGAGGGGUCAGUGACUAAGGAGCAGGGUCGAGGUAACAAAUAA
This is a messenger RNA of Rangifer tarandus platyrhynchus (Svalbard reindeer), 1026 nucleotides long. Lineage: Eukaryota; Metazoa; Chordata; Mammalia; Artiodactyla; Cervidae. The record is from the annotation of a GenBank genome assembly.